Messenger RNA from Babesia bovis T2Bo, 780 nucleotides. RefSeq lists its product as uncharacterized. The coding region runs from base 36 to 755 and encodes 239 amino acids. Lineage: Eukaryota; Apicomplexa; Aconoidasida; Piroplasmida; Babesiidae. The record is from RefSeq and is a predicted model, not a curated record. The transcript has a single exon.
GAAGUGCUUAAGUGUAUUGAGCAAUAUGAGAAACAAUGAUCGAAACUUCUAAAGAAAUAGAUGCUAUUAGACAGCAAUAUGAGCCAUUGUUGAAAAGCUGGAUAGAAGAUCAAACUGUUGUGGAUAGAUGUUUAACUGCUCUGGCCAGCAUACUGGAAACAUAUAUCCUGUUUUCAGGUUUGGAAAAUGAAAAUGUUGACUUAUCCAGUGUGUCAGUUGAUAGAAUAUUGGAAAGCUAUUCCGCGGUUAACACAGAAAGGCAAUCUGAAUCUAUCUUAUAUGGCCAAGCAAUGGAUACGAUUUACAGAAUCAAAAAAACAAAACCAAUUGAAAGGGGCACUGCAUCGCCACUCAUGGCGAAUUUAACAGCCAACCUACCUGGAGCAAUUACAUUGUUUUUAAAUCACAAGAGUAACUCUGCAACGAAGAUAUUGUACGAAAUGAAGCAAGCAUGUGAAAAACAUGAUAAAAGGACAUUACCUAAAAUGGAAAAAUUGUCGUCAAUGGCUGCUCUGCACGUUGCUAGGGAUAGCGAGUGUAGUGACGCAGAUAAUAAAAUCGCAGAAGCGAUCCAACAGAGCUUCGUCACCGUUGAAAAGGAUAUCAACACUAUUUUGGAACUCAUCGCAUCAGCAACGCUUGACCCUUAUGAAAAGGAAGAGAAUAUUCAAGCGUAUCUACAGCAAAUCAGUGGUUAUAAUAUCCAGAAUGUUAAGCCAUUGUGGCGUAUUAUAAAAUAUGGACCCACAAUUUAAGAGUUGUUAGGAACCGCCACACUGA